Molecule: messenger RNA, 1875 nt
Organism: Cryptococcus amylolentus CBS 6039
Lineage: Eukaryota; Fungi; Basidiomycota; Tremellomycetes; Tremellales; Cryptococcaceae
Exons: 9
Coding region: 43-1863 (606 amino acids)
Biological process (GO): DNA-templated transcription
Cellular component (GO): nucleus
Molecular function (GO): zinc ion binding; DNA-binding transcription factor activity, RNA polymerase II-specific; DNA binding
Source: RefSeq, a predicted model, not a curated record
CUACAAUCAUAGCAGGUCAGCAGCCGACAGGGAACCACACAAAUGCCCCAGUCCCCCCCGCCAAAGAGGAGAAAGACCUUGAGGGCAUGCGAUAGUUGUCGCGAGAGCAGGAUCAGAUGUGAGUAUCAAGGGCAGCAAGAGUGUAAGCACUGUAAGGACUAUGGUAUUCAGUGUCUUCGGGUCGCCCCUGCUCCCGUUGACAAACGCAAGAAGAUUGCCCGCGAAGGUCUCCCCGAGGAAGAAGAAGAAUCUCAAGGUCUCGAACCGACCUACCUCGGCCCUUCCAGCCUUACUCAGCUGAUACAUUCUUCGCUCAUAUCUACCCCCGGUGAGGAGCGGGGCCUGGACGGCUUGGGAAGCAAGUACGACUGUCAUUGGGACUCGUUGGGGAGCGGGAAAGGGUCGGGGUUGCUGUUGGGUAGGGAAGACGGGAGAGAGGUACAGAAAAGGGGACAGACGUCGUUGCAGGUAUUGGGAAGGCUAGCGGAUGAGGUUGUUUCGCUAGAAGUUCUCAACUCUUUGUACUACCAAAGCCUUCCGACUUUCAUUUCCAUGUUCCCCGUCAUCUCCGCCUCCGAAAGCGCCUUGACGAAGAGCAAAGAACCACCUGGCGGCUGGCUAGACCGCUACUCGGGCUGGGACCCCAACUCUUCUCCUCCAACAUCAAUCCCCCGCAUCAUCCGGCUCCUCCACUGCUCUCUCUCUUCCCUCUCCCGCCUCACCCCUACCUCCAUCAGACACGCCCUCUUAUCUGCCUUGCACAAACAUCUUCGUGACGGCGAAAGCGAAAGGCUGGUAAGCCAGUCGACGAUAGCGAGUAGUCAGGUUUUGGUGUUGAUGGGGAUGAACCAUGAUUUGCAUGGGUAUGAGGAGUCGAGGGCGGCUAGUGCUAUGUGGCAGAGGACGGGUACAGCAAUCAGAAUGGCCACUGAGCUCGCUGUCCACCGAAAGUCGACGGAAAAAGUCAUCCCCAUAGCCCAGAUCCACCGCCGUGCCCGUCUCUGGGGAGGUUGUGUCAUAACCGACAAAUGGACAGCUCUACGUUUUGGCCAAGUGCAGAACAUCAACCUAGAAGAUUGUGACUGUCCACUACCCUUCCAAUGGCCGGACCAUUAUCACGAUGAGGCGCAUGCAGAGGGGCCGGCGUGUUUUGCGCCAUUGUAUCAUUUGACCAAGCUCAGUAUCAUCCUUGGGCAGGUCUUACGCAUAACGAGCAGCCCCCAAGGACUCGCUCGUACCACCGACCGCGCCAUCCUCCAAUCCCUGACAGAUCUCGACACCUGGACCAAAGAUCUGCCCACCUCUUGGGCAGUCAGCGAGCGGACAAGAUUGCCCCAAGCGGGCGACUUUUUCAACCUGAUGUACUGUGCGGUGGAAUUCACACUCCUCCGACCAUUCCUCUUCCCCACUCGUCCCAUCCCAGCUCAUAUAACCUACCGUCCCUCUUCUCUCCUUUUAUUAAACCUCAUAGAUCGCUCAGAAACGGCGCUGGACUGGCUUUCAACCGCAGAAGGAGAGCUAUACCUUGAUGUUUGGGGUAUCACUGUUUAUCCUCUUGUGACUUGCAUACUCAUAAACCUCUACGCCUACAACCAUCCCUCCCCAUCCCCGCCCGCCACCAUCUCCAACUCCCAAGCCCGUGCCCUGCACUACCUCAAAAAAGGCCACCACAUCGUCCAACUCUGGGUCCAAGCCCACGCCGAGGGAUGGCCCGAGGACCAGACGAGCUGGAGGAGAAAAGUGGGAGAUAUGGUGGAUGUUGUCAUGGAUAGUGUUGGGGCGCAUGAAGCUGGUGGUGGACGUGAUCGGGGUGACAGGAGUGUGGAUGGGUUUUGGGAAGGGAUUUUCCAGGGAAGACUUUAGUUCUAUCUGCAC